This is a messenger RNA of Stomoxys calcitrans (stable fly), 5004 nucleotides long. It is a transcript of the gene Gmap, whose product is annotated as thyroid receptor-interacting protein 11. Gene Ontology annotation, molecular function: small GTPase binding. Gene Ontology annotation, biological process: endoplasmic reticulum to Golgi vesicle-mediated transport; Golgi organization. Lineage: Eukaryota; Metazoa; Arthropoda; Insecta; Diptera; Muscidae. Gene Ontology annotation, cellular component: Golgi apparatus. Bases 162 to 4751 code for a protein of 1529 amino acids. The record is from RefSeq and is a predicted model, not a curated record. The transcript is spliced from 7 exons.
CAAACAACAAACCAAAAUAAUAAAUACAAGACGAAUAUUUUGCCAUCAUCAUCAGAAAAAAAAAAGAAAAUUGCUGUAAUAUUGUUCUUAAAUUACAAAAUUCAUUGAAUUAAUUGUCGGGAAAUCAAUGUGAAAGUGCCUAAAAUUGUCAUUGUGCAAAUAUGUCGUGGUUAAAUAACAGUUUAAACACCAUUAAGGGUCAAUUAACUACAUUGGCCAAUGAGAUUUUGGAAGAGACCGCUGGUCCGGGCGAUGCAGAAUACCGAGGUGGUCCAGCGCCAAGUCUUGACCAGAAAACGGCCAUUGAAAUGUUGGCCGAUACCCAACGGGAAAAGGAAGAAUUGGAUAAAUUGUGCACCGACAAAGAAGUGGAGAUUGUAGCACUUCGCAAACAAAUCGAAACACUAUUACAAAAUCAAAUUAGCGACUCGGGAGGCGGCACUGGCAGAGCAAGUGGCAGUGGCAGUGUUGUUGGAGGCGGUGGCGGCGCUUCAGGCAGUGGACGCACAUCAAAAACGCCCACCGAUAACAAUAAUGCCACAAAUUUGGAAGACAGUUGGUGCUGGGAGCCAGAUAAUGCCAAAAAUGACAAUGAUCACAGUUCGGAAACCUCGUCGGGUAAUGGCAAUGAAAUCGUCAACAUUACCUUGGAGGAGGUACCACUGGGCGCCACCGCCAAGCCAGGGGGGAAAACCAAAAUCCAUCGCCUGGGUGGUGGUGGCGGAGCCUCUGCUGAUCAACAGAAGCGCAUACGCGAGCUGGAGGAGGAGAAUAGACAGCUGAAUAGCUCUCUGGAAGAGUUGGAUACCCAACACAAUGUGGCCAUGCAAAAUAUGUUGGAGCUAAAGACAGAGCUUCAGGAAAAGCUCAAUAAAGUCUCACAUGACCACGAAGCUUUGAAGAAAGCUCAAGAGGAUAAAUUCAUAGCCACCGAAUUGGAAAUGGCUAAGCUGAGAAGGCAGCAAGAGGCCUCGCAAAAUGAGAAGCUCAUUGUACUUACUGAGAAUCAAGAGCUACGACAAAAGCUGAACGAAAGCUCUGAGGAGGUAAAGCGAGCCCUAGAAGAAAUGGCCGAUUUGCAGAGCUUGUUGGAGAAGAAGAGCCACGACAAUCAGGAACUUAUUUUAAGGAUUAAGGAAGUGACGCAGGAGGCCCAACAGGACAAAGAGGAUUUAAAUCAAAAAUUAGAUAUCAUGGCCCAAGAAUUGGAGCAGUUGAAAAUGAGCAAAGCCAAAAAGACCUCAGAGUCCUCGAACAGCAGCUCCACGGGCAAGCAAAGUGAGGAUGAGUUCAUAGUGGUCACCGAAAAGGAUGCCAAUUCCUCCACGGCAGUCACUCCACCUUCCCAGGAGGGUCUUAAGGAUCACAUGGUUGAGCUGGAGAAUCGUGUCUCUGAACUGACUUUGGAAAAUGGCAGCCUUUCGCUCAAGCUGCAAGAUCGUGAAAUGGAGAAGGAAAUAGCCUUGAAAGCUUUAAAAGAGAACAUGAAAGCUCUGCAAGAGGAAAAUGAUGAGCUUAAUGAGAAGCUUAGAAUGUCCUUGAUGGACAUGGAGGAUCAGCAAUUGAAAAUAGCCGACUUGAAAGAGAAGGCGGCCGAUGCCCUCAUAGCCCAAGAGCAAUUGAAAGCUUUAAGUGAAGAGAAGCUGAAAAUAGCCGAUGAGAUAGCCAAGAUGAAGGAGAGCAUUAAGAACUCCUUGGAGUUGGAGAAACGUUUGCUGAUCUCCGAGCAAGAGAAGGAGGCCUUGCAGGUGGAAUUGCAAAGCGUUAAGAACUCCAUGGGGCGCAUCAAUGGCUUGGAGCAGAAGAUACAGACAUUGACCUAUGAAAACCAACAGCUCAAACUCAAUGCCGAGGCUGAGACUGAGACUCUCAACAACAGCAAUGAGUUGGAGCAAAAGCUCAAGGAGAUGAGUGUGGAGAAUGAUAGUUUGAAAACCGAAUUGGAGAGGCUCAACGAGGGAGGCUUCUCUCGCUCCUCCCUUAGCUCCAAGAAGCAAUGCGUCACCGACUUGGAUGAAGAUGAUGAUGAUGACAGCUUCUCGCUGGAUAGGCUAAAGAAUCUACUCAAAGUUUUCUCCUCUGCUGAAGAUCCAAAGGAUCUUAACGUGGAGGAGCAUGAAAAAUUCUAUCGAAAUUUGAGAGAAAAGCUAACGAAAAUCGACUCUUUGCAACGCGACUUGGCCCACAUGUCUGCCGAGGUUAUGGAUCUGCAGGACAGCAAGCUAAUGUGGGAUCAUGAGAAGAAAACCCUGGAGGCUGAUAUCUCGCAAUACAUUCUACAAUGUGAUGAACUAAUGAAGAACAACGAGAUACUGCUCAACGAAUUGGAGAACUACAAACGCAACAAACUCGAGACCAUACACGAAAACAAUGAAGAGAAUGUGGUGCAAUUGGAAACCCAGCUGGAUGAGUGCAACAAGCUGAAUCGCACUCUGGAGCAGGAGUACAUAGAACUGAAUGAGAAAAUCGAAGAGUUGGAGAAGGAGAAUCAGGCGCUUAACGCAAAGCUGAGAACGGCCCAACAACAGCAAGAGAGCCUCCUAACCAAAGAGAAGGAUCUCAAUCUGCAGGUGGAGACUUUGGAGUUGGAGAAAUGCAAUCUCUUGCUGAAAUUCAAUGAUUUCGAUUGCCAGCGUGAGCAGAGUGCCAGAGAAACCAAAGAGCUGCUAGAGUAUCGUGAGAAAUGCCUGGAUCUGGAGAAACAAUUGUCCAGCUUGGCCAAGGAUCAUGCGGACUUGGUGAAUGCCUUGCAAAAGCAAAAGGACACUCUCAGGGAGAACAUACAAGCCAAGGAGGAGGCUGAAAAAUUGGUUCGCAUGCAUGAAAUGACCAUGCGAACAAAAGUGGAAGUUGAUGCUUCGGCAAAACAGGAGUUGGAACAGAAACUCAAAACCUCUCAGUCAGAAGCCCAGAAAUAUCAACAUGAACUAAUGGCCAAGAAUAUAGUGUGUGAUAGCUUAAAGGAAGAAAUAAAGGUUUUGCAGACCUAUGUCCAAGGGGCCGAAACACUGGCCAAUGAGAAACUGCUGCUGGAGGAAAAACUCAUGGAAAAAGAGCAACAUAUCAAGGAGUUUAACGAAAAGUUACAACAAGUUGCAGAAGAAAAACAAACAUUGAGCAAGCAACUGGAGGAAAUUACAACAGAGAAGGAGAAAUUGGAAACCUCUUCGUCCUUAGCCGGUAAUGAAACGAAAACCGAAGACAUUAACCACAUAAGCCGCAUUGCUGAGUUGGAGGCUAAACUUUUGGCCACGGCAGAUUUGCAAAAUUCUCUGGAUACCUUGAAUUUCGAGAAACAAGAGCUCAUCAAAGCCCUACAACAGAAACAUGCCGAAAAUAUGCAAUACUACAUGGAAAUUCAGCGACUCACUCCUUUGGUCAAUCAAACGGCCACUCAGAGUCAGGGACCUUGUGAGAAAUGUCCUCAAUUGGAGCAAACCCUCAGUGAGCUUAGGAAGCAACAGGAGAAAUUCCAAGACCAAAUCAAUUUCCUUAAAGAAAAAUCCGAUAUUCUAACCACCAACCUAUUGACGGAGCAAACCAAUCAGAAAUUGGUGCAAGAAGAGAAGGCCGAUGUUAUGGAACAGAAUGCCACUUUGCGUAAAGAUGUUGAACGCUUGCGAGCCCAUCUAUUGGAAAUCGAAGAUAUGCAUACUCAGGAAACGGUGGAAAUGCAAAAGGAAUUGGAUGAGACCAAGGCGAGAAUGAAUGCUCUGGCAAUGGAGGUGUCCAAGUCCAGUAAUGCCUACACAUCGGCAAGCAUUCGUGCCAAUCAGCAUGCGGAAACGUUACAGGCCCAAUAUGCUUUGGUGGUACAACAGCGAGACCAACUGUUGCAUAAACUAUCGCAGGCCGAAGAUCGCGAAUCGAAAAAUCAAGCCGCCUUAACGAAUUUACAAUGUGCCCUGGAACAGUUUCAGAAUGACAAAGAAAACGAUAUUAAACUAUCCACUCAGCGGCUGCGCAAGGAAUUACAACAACAUGUGGACAAGGAAUCCCAACUGCAUUUGGAUAUUGAACAAUUGCAACAACAGUUGGCCGAUGCCACUCAAGGUCUGAAUGCUGCCGCCCGUCUCUCCGAUCAAUUGGAAUCAUGUCAACAGACCAUAAAUGUCUUGCGUGAAGAGGUGGAAACCCUGAAACACCAAAAUCUGACCUUGGAACAGAAAUUAACCUCUGCGGAAUCUAGUCAAUCGGAUAAAAUUGAAAAAACCCUCAUUAAGAGUCUCUUAAUUGGCUAUGUGGUCAGCACGAAUCCCAAUGACAAGCAGCAGAUAUUGCGCAUGAUAUCCUCUGUGUUGGACUUCAAUCAAGGUGAAACCGAUAAAGUGGGUCUCAACAAACAGCAGGGUGGUUGGUUGGGUUCACUGUUGGGAGGAGGCGGAGGUGGUUCAUCAGGUUCCCAUUCAAAGGAGAAUUUAGUGCAGGCAUUUGUUCAAUUCCUUGAACAGGAAUCUCAACCACAAACGCAGCAACAACAAAUGCCCAAUCUAUUGAACAUCACACAACAUUCCUCCUCGCAGGGCAGCACCACCGGGGCAACUGGGGCCACACCGGCAACCUCAAGACGCUCUUCAAAUAUCACAAAUCCCGCAUUAUCACAACAAUCAAGUGGGGGUAACGCCACAGCGACAGCCCAUAACACACCAGUGCCCAUACAGCCUUUACUACUCACCUCCACGGUCUUGGAUGAUUUUUCGCCAACACGCAACUCAAGUUCCAUACUGAAAGAUAUUCUAAGUGAUUCCUGAUUAUUGUAAUAGAUUUAAGUUUUAAACCUUUCCUCCUUUGAUUGAUCCUUUCGCUUUAAUUGCCCUAAUUGCCCAAUGUUUUGUAACGACGACAACGACAAUUUUCCGAAACUUGACAAUUUUUGUUCAAUGGCAAUGCCAGCUAAUCAUUCACACUACACAUUGUGUGAUUUAUAUAUCCCUGCUGUUUUUUUGUCAAUUAUUUAAUUUUUUUAUGUAUAAAAUGUUAUAUCGUCAAUUGUGCAACUUUUUU